This is a messenger RNA of Alosa sapidissima (American shad), 880 nucleotides long. RefSeq names its product synaptonemal complex central element protein 3 (gene syce3). The coding region runs from base 246 to 497 and encodes 83 amino acids. The record is from RefSeq and is a predicted model, not a curated record. Gene Ontology annotation, biological process: spermatogenesis; reciprocal meiotic recombination; synaptonemal complex assembly. Lineage: Eukaryota; Metazoa; Chordata; Actinopteri; Clupeiformes; Clupeidae. The transcript has 3 exons.
AUACAGAUUUGGGAGGCUCUAGCGAGGGCGGUGGGUCUCAUCUUGUUACCAGAGAGGAAAUUACUUUUAACUAACUCCGCUUCAACCCCCCUUGGUUAGCUACUUUGUUGAUGCCGCGCGCGGCACGAGCAGAUGCACCAUCUCAGAACGCCAAACUGACACAGGAACAUUUUAACAGAAACUAAUUUCAUAGAGCAACAUUUUAGCCAGACUGUCUGUUCAUUACAUCGACAUAGACUACGUUUAUGAUGACAGACUCAGGUUCGGAACUGCUGAUGAACUACGGUCAGGAGACAUUACAGUUGAACAAGGAGUUGGAGCAAAUGGUAGAGACCAUGGAGAAUAUAUCAGUGCAGCUUAGUUGGAUGGCGUAUGACAUGGUGGUGCUGCGCACAGACCCAGGCCACGCCCAGGCUCUCCGUCAGCUGAAAGAGGCGCAUGACCUCUGUGACUCAGUCGUGCGCACCCAGCCCACCACCACCACCACCACAAUAUAGCCCUGCGCUGGAGGACUAACACCACCACCACACUGUAGCCCUGCGCUGGAGGACUAACACCACCACCAUCACCACACUGUAGCCCUGCACUGGAGGACUAACACCACCACCACCACACUGUAGCCCUGCACUGGAGGACUAACACCACCACUACCACCACCACCACACUGUAGCCAUGCACUGGAGGACUAACACCACCACUACCACCACCACCACACUGUAGCCCUGCAGUGGAGGACUGAGCUGGUGAUGUGCUGCACUCCGCUGCCCAGUCUGAAGUCCUGCUGUCGGUCUGCACAGGGGUUCAGCCCCAGGGCACAGUGCUGUUCGUUUAUAAAGUGUUUAAUGACACUCUGUUCAUUAAUAAAGUUAACUCGACUCGA